AUGAUUAAGAUAACGUCUAAAACCAAUUUUCUGAUUAAUCAUCCAGACCUCUUGAUCACAGCUACUGCGCUAUCCAACGCACCACAGUGCAGGCGCAAACCGCUUCUCUCCGCGCUCGUCCGUUCGACCUUGGAUGUCACCCCAUCGCUCAUAUGGGGUAACAUGCUUCACGAAGUUGUGCAAAUAUGCAUGGCUGAACAGAGAUGGGACGAACGUUUCGUUGAAGAGCAUACUGAGGAGAUCAUCAAGAAGAAUAUUGCGGAGCUUGUCAAGAUCAACGUCGGUGUCGACGAAGCGAAACGUGAAGUGAAGGCCCGUUCAAAGGGUCUUCGAGUAUUCUCUGAACGCUAUAUUGCGGAGAAUCCGAAGGCUGAUGCAGUUCUCACCAACACCCGCGCGGCUGCGAAUCAACAUUCUCUUCUUGCCAUAUCCCAGCUCCAUGAUGUGGAAGAGGACAUUUGGUCUCCGACUUAUGGACUAAAAGGCAAGCUCGAUGCCACCGUCCAGGCAGUCAUUGCUGAGAGCACGCUCGACAAAUAUGUUAAGAAGGAACCUUUGCUGACCACACACAUAAUGCCAUUUGAGAUCAAGACUGGUAGAACAGUAGCAGGGAUGGAACAUCGUGCCCAGACGAUGCUUUACACCCUCUUGAUAGCAGAACGGUACGGUGUCGAGGUUCCGAGCGGGCUCCUGUACUACACCCAGAGCGAGGAGGUCGUCCGUGUCCCGCAAAGCCGGAACGAGCUCCGAGCACUGAUAGGCGCAAGGAACGAAAUGGCAGCAUAUACGAUGCGAAGGAAUACGCAUGGCAAGGAAAAGGAGAUCGAAGAGCCUUUUUUACCUCCUACGAUUGACGACGAAAGACUAUGCAACAAGUGCUAUGCAGUGGAUACCUGUAUGCUAUUUCGCAAGGCUGUUGAGAACGUCGUUGAUAUAUCUUCACCGAUCGCAGACUUGUACGACCUCAAAACCUCGCAUCUGAAGCCUUCUCAUCUCACGUUUUUUAAACAAUGGGAAGAGCUCAUUUCGCUUGAGGAGCAGGACGCCAUUCGGUUCAAAAAGGAGCUAUGGUGCAUGACCGCUCAAGAACGCGAGGAGAAAGGGAGAUGUUUCAGCUCGAUGGUCAUAGACGCAUCCUUCCGGUCGGAAAAAGUUCCAAACAGUGGCAAGAUACACCAGCACACCUAUUGUUUUGUUCGUGCUUCUGUUGCUCAGGACGUCUCAUUCUUGAAUGGGCACAUGAGUCGUGGAGAUGCUAUCACGGUCUCCGUUGAGCCUGAUCUUCUUGCUCUCGCACGCGGGUUCAUUGUAGAGCUAACACCAGAGACAGUCGUCGUUGGUGUGGACCACGAGUUGAGUGUGGACAAGAUAGAAGCCAGACUCGAGACACUUCGAGGAGCGAAGACACCUGCAGUCUUCCGAGUUGACAAGGAUGAGCUAUCGGGCGGUAUGGCGCGGAUCAGAGAUAAUUUAGCCCAACUAUUCUAUACCGAGGGAGAUGCGAGACGUCUAGAGCUCGUCGUGGACCUGCGACGCCCGUUAUUUGAUAACGAAGAGACGAUCACUGACAACCUGCAACGCGUCCCGGAGUAUGUCAUCGCUAGCUCGGGUAUGAACCCUAGUCAACUUGCUGCGAUGAAGCGGGCCUUGAGUGCACGCGAUUACGCGCUCAUCCUCGGCAUGCCUGGCACAGGCAAGACGACCGUAAUUGCUGCGCUCAUCCGGACUAUUGUGGCCAUGGGUAAGACGGUCCUUUUGACGUCGUACACGCACUCGGCUGUAGACACAAUAUUGCUCAAGCUGCAGGAUGCAGACUUCGGCAUUUUAAGACUUGGUAAUGUCGAUAAGGUGCAUCCCAGUGUUCGCAAAUUUACGCUAUCUGGGCGUAGGUUGCCUACGACGGUCGAGGAAUUGGAGAACCAAGUCAUCACUCCACCUGUUGUAGCUACUACAUGCUUGACAAUUGAUCAGUACGUCCGUAAUCCUGCUGCGCGAAAAGGCGGCCUGGAAACAUCUCUCUUCCGACGCCUCUCUGAAGCGCAUCCACACGCAGUGGUUGAUCUCACAUAUCAAUAUCGCAUGAACGAGGACAUUAUGCAGUUGUCGAACAAGCUCAUAUACGGAGACCGUCUGCGAUGUGGAUCAGAGGAAGUAGCCAAGCGCACUCUGGUUCUUCCCAACGAGUGUAUGGUCGGCAAACUGGAGCCGGGAAUGUGCCUGUGCGAGGAAUCUUGCUGGUUGCGGUAUCUCUUAUCAGAAAGCUGCAAAGUCGUAUUCCUUGAUACAGAUCAGUUACCUGCCCACGAUUCAAGAGUCGGGGAUCUCGUCCAGAAUGAUGUUGAGGCCCAGCUUGUGUACCAGAUUACCGAAGCGUUCUUAAGAUCAGGAAUUCAGGAGGACCAGAUCGGGAUCAUGUCUCUUUAUCGCCAGCAGAUAAAGCUUCUAUCACAUCUUCUUCAAGAUAGGAAGGAUUUAGAGAUUCUCACAGCGGACAGAAGUCAAGGACGUGAUAAGGACUGUAUCAUCAUCUCCAUGGUCAGAUCCAACGACCACGGGAAGAUUGGAGACUUGCUCAAGGACUGGCGGCGGGUCAAUGUGUCGUUCACACGUGCGCGGUCGAAAUUGAUCAUCAUUGGCUCCCGGAAGACCUUGAAUUCAACUGAACUUUUGUCGGUCUUCUUGGAGCUCAUGGAUGAGCGGGGCUGGAUAUUGACGCUGCCUGUCGGCGCAGAAGACAAGCACCCGGCGUUCCAAAGCGCAAGGUGUGGUAUUCGCAGUCCUGCGAAGCGAAGUCAGGAGCAUAGAUCAGCAGUUAGUCUCAGCGAACCGCCCUCAAAGAAACCGAGAACUCCGAGGGUCGAAGAGGGGAUUCUCAAGGGCCGGCCCAUCUUGCAGGACGUCGUGAACGGUGGGAAGUGA
Suillus paluster is the source of this 2919-nucleotide messenger RNA. RefSeq names its product Dna2-domain-containing protein. The transcript has 7 exons. The record is from RefSeq and is a predicted model, not a curated record. Gene Ontology annotation, molecular function: helicase activity; 5'-flap endonuclease activity. Gene Ontology annotation, cellular component: cytoplasm. Lineage: Eukaryota; Fungi; Basidiomycota; Agaricomycetes; Boletales; Suillaceae. Gene Ontology annotation, biological process: replication fork reversal. The coding region runs from base 1 to 2919 and encodes 972 amino acids.